Hordeum vulgare subsp. vulgare (domesticated barley) is the source of this 993-nucleotide messenger RNA. RefSeq lists its product as uncharacterized. Bases 144 to 647 code for a protein of 167 amino acids. The record is from RefSeq and is a predicted model, not a curated record. NCBI's taxonomy places the organism in Eukaryota, Viridiplantae, Streptophyta, Magnoliopsida, Poales, Poaceae. The transcript has a single exon.
AGGUAUCCCCGGCCACGGGCGCCAAACCUCAACCAACACUCUCGUGCUCCUCCGUCUUUCCUUCCUCCAUCUGUUUCACACCGCGCGCGCUCGAGGUCGAAGCCAAGCCAAUCAACCGGAGCCAGACGCCGGCACGGCGGCCGAUGGCCAAGGCGCGCAAGCAGACGGCGUUGUCUGCCGCAGAGCGCUUCCUCGGCUUCCACCACCGCCCCGGCUCCGCCACCGUCGCCCCGUCCCCGUACGACGACCUGCCGGACCUGGCCGAGUCGGACGUCUGGUAUUCGCCAUCGUCGGACGCGCCAACCACCACCGCGGAUCAGGACGGGAUUCAGCGCACGGACAGGGCGCCAAGGGGUGAGCCGCCGCGGCGCGUGGGCGGGCUGAGCCGGGCCUUCGCCGACGGGCGGCAGGUGGCCGCGUCGGCGCCCGUCCAGGUGCCCGCGUGGCCGAGCCGGUUCGCUGACCUGGAGACCGAGCCCGACGAGCAGCAGCAAGAGGACGCCGAUGGUUGGGUGCCGCCGCACGUGUACCUGGCGCGGCGUCAGGCGAGGGCGUCGGUCGUCGAGGGCGUCGGGCGCACGCUCAAGGGCCGGGACGCGUCGCGGGUGCGUGACGCCGUCUGGAGCCGAACCGGAUUCCCCGGAUGACCUCAACCGGAUCGGCCGGGCAGCUCGGAAUCGCAAAAUUCCCCUUUUUUUUCUUUUGACUCAAAUUUUGUAAUAUGGUUUGUUUGAUUUUGUUUGAAGAAUUUAUGAGAAGCAAGAAUUCGCGAGAACGACAAAAAAAAGGUGUGGUUUGUUGUUGUAGUAGUGGUAGUAUCAUUGUACAUUUUGUUGAACUGUUGUUGAUUGGGUAGUUGGGUAGGAUACAACCGAAGAUGGUUGGAGUCUGAUACAGUAGUACUGCUUUUAUUCUUUGUUAGUUUGUUGUGGCCUAAAAAAUCAAAUAAAAACAGGCCCAUCUCUGUGAUGAGAGCAAUGAUAAUUGAUAUGA